Messenger RNA from Diospyros lotus (date-plum), 1321 nucleotides. Its product is annotated as probable xyloglucan endotransglucosylase/hydrolase protein 30. The transcript is spliced from 4 exons. Gene Ontology annotation, biological process: xyloglucan metabolic process; cell wall biogenesis. Gene Ontology annotation, cellular component: cell wall; apoplast. Bases 38 to 1087 code for a protein of 349 amino acids. The record is from RefSeq and is a predicted model, not a curated record. Gene Ontology annotation, molecular function: xyloglucan:xyloglucosyl transferase activity; hydrolase activity, hydrolyzing O-glycosyl compounds. NCBI's taxonomy places the organism in Eukaryota, Viridiplantae, Streptophyta, Magnoliopsida, Ericales, Ebenaceae.
UCAACAAGGAAUCUGAGAUAAAAGGAAAAGGAAAAAAAUGGGCAGUGUCCAUUUUGAUCAUCAUUCUCUCCCCAGAGAGAUGGCACUAAUUCUCUCCCUUCUCCUCCUCCAUCUUCCCCUUUAUUCUGCUGCUGCUGCUGCCGCCUUCAACAUCACCACUAUUCCUUUCGACAAAGCCUUUGAUCCUCUCUUUGGCCAUGGCAACAUCGUCCGUUCCUCCGACGACAAAAGCGUCAGCCUUCUUCUUAACCAAUACACAGGUUCUGGGUUCAAGUCUUCUGACCUUUACAACCAUGCCUUCUUCAGUGCUAAGAUAAAGUUGCCAUCAGAUUACACUGCAGGAAUAGUUGUGGCCUUCUAUACUUCAAACGGAGACGUGUUUGAGAAAACACAUGAUGAAUUGGACUUUGAGUUUCUGGGGAAUAUCAGAGGGAAAAGGUGGAGGUUUCAGACUAACAUGUAUGGAAAUGGAAGUACAAGUAGAGGAAGAGAAGAGAGAUACCAUCUCUGGUUUGACCCCUCCAAACAGUUCCACCGCUACAGCAUCCUAUGGACCAACAAAACCAUCAUCUUUUUCAUCGAUGAGACCCCGAUCCGCGAGAUAGUACGAAGCGAUGCCAUGGGAGGAGACUACCCCACCAAGCCCAUGUCCUUGUAUGCCACCAUUUGGGAUGCCUCCAACUGGGCUACUUCCGGCGGCAAAUACAAGGUCAACUACAAGUACGCUCCGUUCGCAGCCGAGUUCAGCGACCUCGCCCUCCAUGGCUGCGCUGUUGAUCCCAUCCAAGAGGUUUUAGCCUCCGCCGGCUGCUCCCAGACCGAUGACCAGCUGGAGAAGACGAACUACGCCAUUGUCACGCCGAGGCAGCGAACGGCCAUGAAGAAGUUCAGGCAGAAAUACAUGUACUAUUCAUAUUGCUAUGAUACAGUGAGAUAUGCUGUUCCACCGCCAGAAUGUGUGAUUGAUCCAUUGGAGAGGAUGCAUUUUAAAGAGACUGGGAGGCUGAAGUUUGAGGAGAGGCGCCAUAAGAGGAGAAGCCGAGCUUCGAGCAUGAAGAGGAAGUAUGGAGAUGAACACGAUGAUUGACUUUCUGGUUUUUCUUUGGGUUGCAUUGUAUCAUUGUAUUUAUGACAGGAAUGAUUUUGGGGUUUGAAAAAAAUGGUACUUGGCCACGACAUUUCCUAUGUCGUUGGUGAUUGUUCAGUACAUAAUUUAUAAUUAUCAAUCAUUCACCGACGAUUUUUUGGCUAUUAAUGUUAAACGUCAUACUAAAUAUCAAAAUUUUAUGUCCGAAUAAUAUUUCCUUUUACAGUUUGAUUA